This is a messenger RNA of Gossypium raimondii (Peruvian cotton), 1148 nucleotides long. Its product is annotated as short-chain dehydrogenase TIC 32, chloroplastic. Bases 63 to 1019 code for a protein of 318 amino acids. Lineage: Eukaryota; Viridiplantae; Streptophyta; Magnoliopsida; Malvales; Malvaceae. The record is from RefSeq and is a predicted model, not a curated record. The transcript has 8 exons.
GAUUGCAUUUCCAUUUAAUCCAACAAGAAAAAUAGAGUGUUGGGAGCUGAGUUUAGCAGGAAAUGUGGUUGUUUAGCAGGAAAGGGGCGUCUGGGUUUUCAGCUUCUUCUACAGCUGAAGAAGUUACACAAGGGAUUGACGGCACUGGUCUAACCGCCGUCGUCACAGGGGCAUCAAGUGGUAUUGGCACUGAAACCGCACGAGUUCUUGCACUGCGCGGUGUCCAUGUAGUUAUGGCGGUCAAAAAUAUGCCUACUGGGAGGGAAGUUAAAGAAACAAUAGCUAAGAGAAAUCCCAAUGCCAAAAUUGAUGCAAUGGAAUUAGAUCUGAGUUCAUUGGCAUCAGUGAGGAAAUUUGCUGCUGAUUUCAUAUCCUCUGGUCUUCCACUCAACAUCCUCAUUAACAAUGCAGGAAUCAUGGCUACACCCUUCAUGCUUUCAAAAGAUGGCAUAGAAUUACAGCUCGCCACAAACCACGUAGGACACUUCCUCCUAACACAUCUAUUGCUGGAAACCAUGAAGAAAACAGCACAAGGAAGGACAGAAGGAAGAAUUGUAAAUGUCUCGUCCCGUCGUCACAAAUUCUCAUAUCCAGAAGGUAUUCGAUUUGACAAAAUCAAUGAUCAAUCAGGGUACAACAGCUUAUCUGCAUAUGGCCAGUCAAAGCUUGCCAAUGUCUUGCAUGCUAAUGAACUUGCAAGACGUUUAAAGGAAGAUGAAGUGGCCAUAACUGCAAAUUCGCUUCACCCAGGUGCCAUUGCAACCAACCUUUUUCGACAUUCCAACCUUAUCAAUGGUCUUGUUGGUCUUGUUGGUAAAUAUGUCAUUAAAAACGUGGAGCAGGGCGCAGCAACCACAUGCUAUGUGGCAUUGCAUCCACAAGUUACGGGGAAGACUGGCCUCUAUUUUGCAGACAGUAAUGUAGCUGAAACUAGCUUACAAGCUAAUGAUAAUGCCUUGGCAAGGAAACUCUGGGAUUUUACUUUCACUUUGAUCAACAACUGUCCUAACAACACUUGAUAGGCAUCAGCGAAAUUUAUACUUUUUUUUUUUGGAUUUUUUUAAUGGUUUUAGUGAUUUGGAUUAAGGUAUUCCAAAUUAAAUUGAGUAUGAUAUAGGAAAAUACAAUAUAUUUUCAUUUUUCUGUGA